GCUUAUAAAGAAAAGAUGAAGGAGCUGUCCAUGCUUUCUUUGAUCUGCUCCUGUUUUUACCCAGAAUCUCGCAACAUUAAUAUAUACACAUAUGAUGAUAUGGAAGUCAAACAUAUCAACAAACGUGCCUCUGGCCAAGCUUUUGAACUCAUCUUAAAGCCGCCAUCUCCAGUCUCUGAAGCACCACGAACCAUGCCCUCUCCAAAGAAGAAAGAUUUGUCCCUUGAAGAGAUCCAGAAAAAGCUGGAAGCUGCAGAAGAAAGGAGAAAGUCCCAGGAGGCCCAGGUGCUGAAACAACUGGCAGAAAAGAGAGAACAUGAGCGAGAAGUCCUGCAGAAGGCUUUGGAGGAGAACAAUAACUUCAGCAAAAUGGCAGAGGAAAAACUGAUACUGAAAAUGGAACAGAUCAAAGAAAACCGUGAAGCUAACUUAGCUGCUCUUGUUGAACGUCUUCAGGAGAAGGAAAGGCAUGCUGCAGAGGUUCGCAGAAACAAGGAGCUCCAGGUGGAACUGUCUGGCUGA
This is a messenger RNA of Protobothrops mucrosquamatus (brown spotted pit viper), 522 nucleotides long. RefSeq names its product stathmin 2 (gene STMN2). The coding region runs from base 16 to 522 and encodes 168 amino acids. NCBI's taxonomy places the organism in Eukaryota, Metazoa, Chordata, Lepidosauria, Squamata, Viperidae. The record is from RefSeq and is a predicted model, not a curated record. Gene Ontology annotation, cellular component: growth cone; neuron projection; cytoplasm. Gene Ontology annotation, biological process: regulation of microtubule polymerization or depolymerization; microtubule depolymerization; neuron projection development. Gene Ontology annotation, molecular function: tubulin binding. The transcript is spliced from 4 exons.